Molecule: messenger RNA, 1905 nt
Organism: Hyposmocoma kahamanoa
Lineage: Eukaryota; Metazoa; Arthropoda; Insecta; Lepidoptera; Cosmopterigidae
Product: meiosis-specific nuclear structural protein 1-like
Exons: 11
Coding region: 46-1566 (506 amino acids)
Source: RefSeq, a predicted model, not a curated record
AUUAAAUUUACAUUAUAACACUCUUUUUACUACAAUCGACUAAAAAUGGCCGAUACCAUGCUAUCUCCUGAUAAUCACUUCUCUGAAAGUGAAAUUUUGAGGAGGAUGGAAGACGAACAUCUCAGACUACAGAGACAGGUGCGUGUAAUCCAGCAAAAUCGCAACGAUGAAAAGUCCGGAGUUCAUCCCCAGUUCCGUCGUUCUGAUGCGUUACUUAAGGUCCUCAAGGACGAGUAUAUCAGUCUCAAGAAAGAUCUGAAGAUAGCACGUUCGGGCCGCCAUAAGCAAAACGAAAGAGAAAUGAAAAGAGAGAUGAAAAGGUCGGUGCUACUGAUGAUGAAAACACAAAAAGAGGCUGACGAUGGAGUCACAUUAAUGGAACAAAUAGAGGACUUGCUAAGCAGAAAAAGCAAAGCAAUGUUGGAACUAAAAAAAGCUGUUACUACAAGUGUAGGAGAGCUGAACCGGAGGCGAUACCAAAGCGAGUUGCGUCUUCUGUCGACUGAGAACAGACUGGAGACAACGCAAAAGAGAUUCAACAGCGUGCAAAGCGAGAACCUUAAAAUUCGAGAAGAGAUUGAUAAUAUGCUUAAGGACAGAAACCUGUUCAACCAUUGCUGGAAGAAAAUGCUGACGGUCUUGGGCAAAGGGAAGAAAUUCCUCACUGAUCUCUUUGAGUCGUCAACGCUGGCUUACGACCAGAGAGAUGAGUGGUGCGGCAAGUUGAAGUCUCUACAGGAGAAGGGCAAAUUGGAUCAGAUGACUCAAAUACAGGAUUACACAGAAGAAGAGAGCAUAAAUAAAAUUGUUUUAGAUUUCAAGAAGAGGGAGCGAGAGAACUUCGCCAUAUACCAGCUGUUAGUGGAGUAUUGCGCCGAGAACGUAACACUGGCUAAGGAUUUGGAGAAAACUCGACAGGAGCUCGAUGAUCGCCGCGACUGGAACGAACAAUCAGAAAAUAAACGUGAGGAAGCAAUCAAGAAACUCAAUGACCAGCUUCACGACCAAACACAAAAGACCGAUAUGUUGAGGAAGCAGUCUACUGAACAAGAUCAGUUUUUGAACAAAAUCAUUAAACAGACUGACGAGAUGUUCAAAAUGCUGAAGUGCUCUCCAGAACCAUUUCAAAAUUUGCUUGGAGACAAGUCGCCUUCGCUGCAUCAAAGCAAUCUUACAUUGAAGCUCAUUACAGAAAAAAUCAAGGAAUAUGUAGAAACUGUAUACUUUUACGAGCGUCAUGUAAACAAGAGGUUGACAGACAGGGAUCCCGGCACAUCACGCCUGAAGACGUACACUAUCCACCCUGAUCUCCAGAAGACUUUCACUGCCGCGCCUAUCACCUUUCUGGUACCCGCUGAAACUUGUCCUGCAUGUGUCGAAGCACGCUGGCUAUCCAGAGUAAGCGAACACGAUGAAAAACCUUUCACAAAAGAGGACGCUUUAUCGGCAAUCAACGAGUUAUCAGAAGAUCCUUCUUAUCUGCGCAGUGAUAGAGUUCAUUGUAUUGUAGACUGCAGAGCUCCUAAGAGCAGAGUUUUGCUUGCUGGAAGAUAUGCUCAAAAGUAGGCGUACCACAGGGCUCUAUACUGUAGCUUGUUUUAUUUGUAUUAGAUUUAAGUUUUUUUCAUUAAGGUUCUGCUUUACUAAAGUAGAUAGAUACUUUACUUGACAUCAAUUAAUAAGUCGACCAUUAUACUACGAGAUACUGUAAAGCUAUUAACAGCAGAAUUUUAUUCUUGAGAGAUAUGCUAUAGAGUUCUACAGGGAUCAGUAUUAAUGCCUCCUUUAUAUAUUUUAUGUCUUAGCCAUAUUUUAUUCGUGGAAAGUUUUGGGAAUUGUAAUCCGACACAAAGUAUUUAUAAAAUCAAUCAUGUCACCUUUAAUUUGAAAAUAAAUAGUGUCUUA